This is a messenger RNA of Stylophora pistillata, 1165 nucleotides long. RefSeq names its product vacuolar protein sorting-associated protein 26C. NCBI's taxonomy places the organism in Eukaryota, Metazoa, Cnidaria, Anthozoa, Scleractinia, Pocilloporidae. The record is from RefSeq and is a predicted model, not a curated record. Gene Ontology annotation, biological process: intracellular protein transport.
UCAACUUGCAAAAUGGCGACCCUGGAGAUUCGCCUGAAGAGAGUGAACAAGAUUUACCACGAAGGCGACAUUGUUAAAGGUGUUAUUGUGGUUCAAAGUCGUGGAGAGCUCUCACACAAUGGUAUUACUCUGUCUAUGGAAGGAUCUGUGAACCUGCAACUGAGUGCUAAAAGUGUUGGAGUUUUUGAAGCAUUCUACAAUUCCUUGAAGCCAAUCCAUCUGGUCAACUACUCCUUAGAGAUUGCAAAACCUGGAAAAUUACCAAAUGGCAAGACUGAACUUCCUUUUGAGAUUCCACUGAAACCCAAGGGUAACAAGCCACUAUAUGAGACAUACCAUGGAGUGUUUGUUAACAUUCAGUAUUAUCUCCGAAGUGAAAUGAAGAGGCCAUAUUUGAACAAGGACCUUCAGAGCCAAGCAGAGUUUAUUGUUGAGAAUAAGGUGACAUCUAAGAAGGUAGAGGUGAAACCUGUAGAGUUUUCUAUCACACCAGAGUCCCUUGAAAAUGUGAAAGAGAAAGCCAAGGUACCAAAGUUUCUGGUAAAAGGCAAUCUGGACACUGCUCUUUGCUCUAUCUCUAAACCAUUCACAGGAGAGCUGGAGGUUGUCAAUUCAGACAGACCUAUCAAAUCCAUUGAGUUGCAGCUUGUCAGAGUAGAAACAUGUGGUUGUGCAGAGGGAUACUCAAAAGAUGCCACCGAGAUUCAGAAUAUUCAGAUCGCAGAGGGAGAUGUUUGUCGCGGUCUCAGAAUCCCAAUUUACAUGAUAUUUCCUCGUCUAUUUACCUGCCCGACAUUGACCACUGCAAACUUCAAGAUCGAGUUUGAGGUGAAUGUGGUAAUCGUACUUCAAGAUGAUCAUCUCAUUACAGAAAACUUUCCAAUUAAAAUUAUAAGAUGUGAAAAUAACGCUGUAUGAUUCUUAGAAAGGAAUGACUCUCGCAAAGCGCCUCCUUUAGAAAUGAUUACAGGAAUGUUUUUACAAUCCAGAAAGUCUAGGGAAGGAUUUGAAAGAAACAAUGAAUGUAAGUCUCUUAUACGAAAAGAAGUAGUCUAACUUUCUGUUGGUUUUACAGGUGUUUAAAAUGUGAACAAUGUGUAGCUGGAUUAAAAAUUUUAUAUUUUAUAAAUAAGAUGAUAAUAAACGAAAAAAAUGUCUGUGAAAA